Westerdykella ornata is the source of this 2311-nucleotide messenger RNA. Its product is annotated as methylenetetrahydrofolate reductase-like protein. Gene Ontology annotation, cellular component: cytosol. Bases 108 to 2069 code for a protein of 653 amino acids. Gene Ontology annotation, biological process: tetrahydrofolate interconversion. NCBI's taxonomy places the organism in Eukaryota, Fungi, Ascomycota, Dothideomycetes, Pleosporales, Sporormiaceae. The transcript has 2 exons. The record is from RefSeq and is a predicted model, not a curated record. Gene Ontology annotation, molecular function: FAD binding; methylenetetrahydrofolate reductase [NAD(P)H] activity.
GUCUUUAUGGCCCACACUUUCUAACCUUCACUACCUCCUGGCUAUGACUCUCUUGACUCUUCCCCUUCCAUACCCAAAACAUUGCUCCUCUGAGCCCGCCACUCGUUAUGGAAAAGAUCACGGAUAAGAUCAACGCCUUGCCAGAUGGCGCAAACUACUUCUCUCUGGAGUUCUUCCCCCCCAAAACGCCCAUGGGAUUUGCGAACCUCCAAGUCCGUCUGGAGCGCAUGUCCCAAGCCCUACGACCGCUCUUUGUCACUGUAACUUGGGGCGCGGGAGGCUCAACUGCCAACAAAUCUCUCGAACUCGCAGAGAUAUGCCAGCGCCAAUUAGGCCUCACGACGUGUCUGCACCUCACCUGUACCAAUAUGAAGCGCUCCAUCGUCGACGAGGCUCUCGAACAAGCGAAGGUGCUGGGCAUCCGGAACAUCUUGGCCCUCCGCGGUGAUGCCCCCCGAAGUGAGGAGUACCGCGAUGAGACGUUGCCGGUGGAGGAGGACUCGAACAGAGAUUUCCAGUAUGCGGUAGAUCUUGUGAGGUACAUCAAGAAACAGUAUGGAGACUACUUCUGCAUUGGCGUAGCCGCAUACCCGGAGGGCCAUGCUGACGAGUCGCACCCGGAGCACCAGGAUCCUAAACUGGACCUGCCGUACCUUGUGGAGAAGACGAAAGCGGGUGCUGACUUCAUUCUUACGCAGUUGUUCUUUGAUGUGGAGGCGUUUGACCGGUUCGAAGCGAUGUUACGGGAGGAUGAGAGCGGAGUGUUCAAAAAAAUACCCAUCAUUCCUGGCUUGAUGCCUAUCCAGAGCUACCAGAUUCUCCGCCGGACAACGAAGCUGAGCCAUGCUAGCCUACCGCGGCGCUUGCUGGAGAGAUUGGAUGCCGUGAAGGGCGACGACGAGCUGGUGAAGAAGGUUGGUGUGCAGAUUCUAUCGGAAAUUGUGGAACACAUCAAGCAGAGACCGAGUGUUGGAAAGCGCGGUUUCCACUUCUAUACUCUCAACCUCGAGAAGGCUGUAUCGCAUAUUCUGGAAGACUGCCGGCUAAUACCCCUGGCGUACGCAGACGAGGAAGCCUUGGAACUGAGUAAUGGUCAUGAUUUGUUACCUCCGGAUGGGGCUCUGACCCACAUACGGCGUCGUCUGUCCUCUCUUGACUCCUCUCCACAUAAUCGCGCGAUCUUGUCUCAUCCGCAUUCCAGUCAUUCCGGGUUUCAGGCGUCGGAGAGUGAGGUUGGCUUUCCGCAAGGGCCGAUCAACAGCCGUGCCAAUGCACUUGCCAUAUCCGAAGGCGAGGGCACAUUAGGCCGGGAAGCAACCUGGGACGACUUCCCCAACGGACGUUGGGGUGAUGCGCGGAGUCCGGCGUUCGGGGAGAUUGAUGGAUAUGGACCCACUCUUCACGUGUCGACGCCGCAGGCUUUGAAGUUUUGGGGUCAUCCCGUGGAGGAGGACGACAUAUCCACCAUUUUCAGGCGCCAUAUCCAAGGCGAACUCGAAGCCAUUCCUUGGUCGGAACAGGGGCUUAGCCCGGAGACGAGCACAAUCACAAAAGAGCUGCUAGAGUUGAAUGCAAAGGGGUGGUGGACCGUUGCGUCUCAGCCAGCAGUCGACGGGGUGAAAUCGACUGACCCUGUGUUCGGCUGGGGACCCAAGAAUGGCCGUGUCUUUCAGAAACCGUUUGUGGAGUUUUUCCUCCCAUCCGCGGAUUGGGCGAAACUCAAACCAAAGCUCGACGCACACGACCAAGUGACGUACUUUGCCGGCAACGAGGCCGGCGACUUCGAAUCGUCCGACGAGGCGAGUGUGAACCCCGUGACGUGGGGUACGUUUGCGGGGAAGGAGAUUUUGACGCCGACGAUCAUCGAGGCCGUCAGCUUCAGGAGUUGGCUUGAAGAGGCGUUUGGGAUUUGGCGCGAGUGGCAGCGGGUGUAUCCGAGUCGGACGCAGUCUCAUAAGCUUCUCGGAGAUGUUUGCAGGGACUCGUGGUUGGUGAAUGUGAUUUGGAGUGACUACAGGAAUGGAGAGGGGCUGUGGGCGUUGUUGAGGGAGGUGGAAACGCAAGUAUGAGAGUAGAGAUAGAAUCGCUGCGGAAUUGAGCGUUUGGAAGAUCGAUUGUCGGUAUAUGGAUGGCAGAGUCCUUGGUGAUGACGUAAAGGUGGUCACUAUAAGAGGAGAGGAAGUAUAGGCCCGUUUCAGGGGAGCCCUAAGGAUGCACCUAGGUGAUGUACCUGCGUAUACCAAUCGAGCAAUGCUAUUACGCAAAUACCAGCUGCAUACCCGAAAGACCCGUACGUGGUUCGAAAUUAUUG